Molecule: messenger RNA, 7866 nt
Organism: Apus apus (common swift)
Lineage: Eukaryota; Metazoa; Chordata; Aves; Apodiformes; Apodidae
Gene: TRIP11
Product: thyroid hormone receptor interactor 11
Exons: 20
Coding region: 305-6145 (1946 amino acids)
Biological process (GO): endoplasmic reticulum to Golgi vesicle-mediated transport; Golgi organization
Cellular component (GO): Golgi apparatus
Molecular function (GO): small GTPase binding
Source: RefSeq, a predicted model, not a curated record
GGGCGCUGCAGCCGGCGGCGGGGCCGGUGGCGUUUGGGCGGGGAGGUGUCAUGGCGGCCGCCGCGGUGGCAGCGGCUGGAGCCGCCGGGAGGAGCCGCUGACCCGGGCCGUGCCGGGGGAUGCGAGCGGCUCUGGCCGGGCGUGGUCGCCGGGACUGGUCUGCUGAGCCAGCAGCAGGAGCCUUGACCCUCCCAAGCGAGGAGAAGGGAGGAGGCGACCGGCCCCAGGCCCGCGGGAGCGGGCUGCCGGCUGUGGGGCUGACCGGCCGGGCUCUGUGAGGCCCGGAGGCCUCAGAGCGGCCACCAUGGCGUCGUGGUUGGGCGGGCUGGGCUCGGGGCUUGGCCAGUCCCUGGGGCAGGUGGGAGGCAGCCUGUCCUCGCUCACCGGCCAGAUCUCCAGCUUCACCAAGGACAUCCUGCUGGAGGGCGCGGAGGAAGUGGGCGAUGCAGCAACAGAACUCCAUGUAUCCAAUUCUAGACUCAGAGAAAUAGAAAGUAUUAAUGCAGCACAAAAGUUUGAAAAUGAGAGACUGAAAAAAGUUUGUAGUGAUUUGGAAGAAAAGCAUGAAGCAGCAGAACUCCAAAUAAAGCAGCUAUCUGUAGAGUACAGAAAUCAGCUUCAACAGAAAGAGGUGGAAAUCAGCCAUCUAAAAGCUAGACAGAAUGCACUACAGGAACAACUGCAGAAAGUACAGUCAGCACAGUUAGCAGCUGGUGUUUUGCCAUCAGCUGCUACAUCAGCUUCCUAUGUUCCAGUGGUCAGACACUCUUCAGGUUUUGAAGGAGAUGAAAUGGAUUUUGGAGAUGUAAUCUGGUCACAACAAGAAAUAAACAGAUUGUCCAAUGAAGUUUCUAGGCUUGAAUCUCAGGUUGACCACUGGAAGCAGAUUGCCCUGUCUUCCAAAGUGCAAGGGACAAAUGAUGCUGAACAAAGUGAAAUAUGCAAACUGCAAAAUGUUGUUAAGGAGCUCAAACACAAUUUAAGUAAAGAAAUCGAUGAACAUCAACAUGAACUUUCAGUACUGCAGGAUGCACACAGGCAGAAGCUGGUGGAGAUCAGUCGUCGACACCGAGAAGAGCUGAGUGAAUAUGAAGAGCGAAUUGAAGAACUUGAGAAUCAGUUACAGCAAGGUGGUGUGAGUACUAAUACCAUGGAUGACUCUAAAAUUAGUGAACAGAAAAGAAAUGCUCAGAGUUUAGAAGGAGGAAGAGUAGAAGAGCUACAAGUUGUAAAGGACCUAGAAGAUGAAUUAAGAAAAGUAAAUCAUGAGUUGUCGUCUGCCAAAGAAGAAAACAAAAUUCUUCUGAAAGAACAAGAGUUGGCAAAGGUAGAAAAAAUCCAAAUAGCGCAAGAGUAUGAAAAUCUUAAAUCUGACUUUAGUAUGCUUCAAAGUUCUGUUGCAGAGCAAGAUGCUCUCCUGAAAGAACAGGAGAAGAAGCUCCAAUCAAAGACAUCACUACCAGAAGAUGUUACCAGACUACAGCAAGCACUGUUAGAAGCAGAAAACAAAAUAGCAAGACUCUCGAAUUUAAAUCAGGAAGAGAAGGAACUGACAAGUGCACAACAUACAAAUGAGAAUAUUCUUUCUGCGUACACUGAGAAAGAGAAUUCAGAAUUAAAUCAGUUAAGACAAGAUCUGGAAAGGAAAGAACAUGAAUUAAAUGAAAGUAUUGCUGAAAGAGAAACAUUAAUAGCAGAGCUGGAAGAACUAGACAAGCAGAAUCAAGAAGCCACUCAGCAUAUGAUUACACUGAAAGAGCAGCUGUCAAAACAACACACAGAAACUGAUAGCAUCAUCAAACAGCUGAAAUUUGACAUAGACUUUGAAAGAAAGAAAGUAUCAGAAUUAGAAAUUGAGAAGAAGGAAGCUAUUAAGGAGUUAGAUAGUCAGAAAGAAAAACUAAGCAAAUGUUCAUAUGCACUUAAUGAUUUGCAUAUAAGUAAGCAGCAGCUUCAAGAUAAUAUUAAAGAUCUUCAGGAACAAUUAAGGAAAUCCCAGGACUGUAAUUUGCAUAAUAAAAAAGAAAUCAGAGAAUUGCAGCAGAGACUAAAAGAAAGAAAGGAGGAACUUCCUGUGUCCUUGAGCAAGUUAACGAACAGUAAUCAGGAGUCUAACUACCCUUGUCAAGAUCUGAUUCUGAAAGAAAGAGAAGCAGAGAUUGCAAAACUACAGAAUGACAUUUUAGAAAAUAAACAACUCAAUGAAGACUUAGAGAAAUCUUUGUCUGAUCUCAGAACAGAAAAUGGGAAGCUGAUAGCAGCGGUUGAAGAGCUAAAACAGGAGUUAAGUGAUGCAAUUUCUGAGAAAAACAAAGUUUACUUGGAAAAAGACACUCUUGUGGAGGCUUUGAAAAUGGAAAAAAGACAGCUAGAGAGUGAAUUAAACCAGUCAGAAAAGAGGCUUUUAGAGCAAGCACAUAAGUAUAAGCAAACUAUUGAGGAAUUAUCAAACGCCCGUAGUAUGGAUACCACUGCUUUGCAGCUUGAACACGAGCGCCUGGUUAAACUCAAUCAAGAGAAAGACUUUAAAAUUGGUGAACUUCAAAGGACCAUUGAGCAGAUGGAAACUGACCAUCAAGAAACAAAAGAGAUGUUGACUACUAGCUUAGGAGGACAGAAGCAGUUGACAGAGCUCAUAAAAGAAAAAGAGGCACUUAUUGAAAAAUUUAAAAAUCAAGCCUUACAGGUGAAGCAGGAACUUGAGGAGCAUGUGAAAAUUUCAAAACAGCAAGAUGUCUUAAAACAGAAUUUGGAGGAAAAAGACAGAAAUCUUGCAGUCAUGAAGGAAGAAAAUAAUCAUUUGAAAGAAGAAAUUGAGCGUCUUAAGGAUCAGCAGAGUAGAUCUACUACGCAUGUGGUUGAGCCUAAAACUCUAGAUAUUAUUAUUGAACUUGAAAGUGAGGUAACACAGUUAAAAGUGAUAAGGAAUAAUCUUGAAGAAGAAAUAGAAGUUCAUAAAAAAACAAUAGAAGAUCAGAAUCGAACAACAGUGCAACUUCAGCAGUCUUUGCAGCAGCAAAGAAAGGAAAUAGAUGAGUCUAAAUUUCAGUGUGAGCAAAUGAAUGUCACACAUGAAAGACUUUCUUUAGAGAAAGAUGAGGAAAUUAAAAACUUGCAGAAAACAAUUGAACAAAUUAAAACUCAGUUGCACAAAGAGAGACAGAUUAUUCAGACUGAUUCCUCUGAUCUCUUUCAGGAAACCAAAGUUCAGACUCUUAAUGGAGAAAAUGGAAAUGAAAAACAUGACUUAUCUAAAGCUGAAAUUGAAAGACUGGUGAAAGGUAUCAAAGAAAGGGAGAUGGAGAUUAAGCUUCUAAAUGAAAAGAAUGUUUCUCUAAGCCAUCAAAUUGAUCAGUUGUCUAAGGAUGAAGUUGGCAAACUUAAUCGGAUCAUUCAAGAGAAGGAUUUAGAAAUACAAGCUCUCAAUGCUAGAGUUUCCUCAGCUUCCUAUAGGCAGGAUGUUGUUUGUCUUCAGCAGCAGCUGCAAGCUUAUGUUAUGGAAAGAGAACAAGUACUGGCAGUUCUAAGUGAAAAGACAAGAGAAAACAGUCAGUUAAAAACAGAGUAUCAUAAUAUCAUGGAUAUAGUUGCUGCUAAAGAAGCAGCUUUGAUAAGGUUGCAAGAAGAGAAUCAAAAGUUAUCUAAUAGAUCUGAAAACAGCAGUCAAGACAUGUCUAGAGAAACUAUUCAGAAUUUAUCCCGUAUCAUUCGAGAAAAAGAUAUUGAAAUAGAUGCUCUUAGUCAAAAAUGCCAAACCUUAUUGACUGUCCUACAGACAUCCACUACAGGUACUGAUAAUGGGUCAGGAGGUGUUAACACUAACCAGUUUGAGGAACUUCUACAAGAACGUGAUAAACUAAAACAGCAAGUAAAGAAGAUGGAAGAGUGGAAGCAGCAAGUAAUAACCACAGUUCAGAACAUGCAGCAUGAGUCAGCUCACCUCCAAGAGGAGUUACACAGACUUCAAGCACAAAUUUCAGUUGAAAGUGAUAGUAAUUCAAAGUUGCAGGUCGAUUAUAAUGGCUUGAUUCAGACUUAUGAACAGAAUGAGAAACAGCUGAAAAGUUUUAGUCAGGAAUUAGCACAAGUUCAACAUAGCAUAGGACAGCUUCAUAACACCAAGGAUCUUCUCCUGAGUAAACUUGAUUUGGUUGCACCAUCUGUGGCAACAGCUUCCACUGUUUCACAGCUUUCGAGUGCUCAAUACAGUGCACCUGGAGUACUCAGUGAUGAGUCUAAACUCAUUCAAAAGGAGUUGGAACAACUGAAAAAAAAGUUGCAAGAAAAAGAUUCAACUAUUAGGACUCUUCAGGAAAAUAAUCAACGAUUAUCUGAUUCUGUGGCUACAGCAUCAGAGAUUGAAAGAAAGAGUCAAGAAGAGACUGAGUCAGAGAUGAGGCAGAUGAAAGAAAAACAUGAUGUCUUGCAGAAAUCACUUAGGGAAAAAGACAUAUUAAUUAAAUCUAAAAGUGAUCAGUUACUGUCUGUGAGUGAAAAUCUUAGUAACAAAGAAAACGAAAAUGAGGUUUUGAAGCAGGCUGUGACAAAUCUUAAAGAAAGAAAUUUAAUUUUAGAAAUGGAUAUUCGAAAACUGAAAGAAGAAAAUGAAAAAAUAGUUGCAAGGUGCAGGGAAAAAGAAACAGAGUUCCGAGCACUUCAGGAAACUAACAUGCAAUUUUCAAUGAUGCUGAAAGAGAAAGAGUUUGAGUCUCACUCAAUGAAGGAGAAAGCUCUUGCUUUUGAGAAGCUAUUGAAAGAAAAAGAACAGGGCAAGACAGGAGAACUGAAUCAGCUUUUAAAUGAAGUGAAAUCAAUGCAGGAAAAGGCUGUUACUUUCCAGCAAGAGAGAGACCAAGUAAUGGUAGCACUCAAACAGAAGCAAAUGGAGAGCAAUGCCCUGCAGAGUGAGAUACAACAUUUACGUGAGAAGGAGCAGCGCCUCAAUCAGGAGCUGGAGCGGUUACGGAACCACCUGUUAGAAAUGGAGGACUCCUACACACGAGAAGCUUUAGCUGCAGAAGACAGAGAGGUCAAGCUGCGGAAAAAAGUUGUGGUUUUGGAAGAAAAACUCCUGUCCUCAUCUACUGCAGUAGAGAAUGCCAGUCAUCAAGCUAAUCUGCAAGUUGAAUCUUUGCAAGAGCAAUUAAACCUGGUUUCCAAGCAGAGGGAUGAAACUAUGCUACAGCUCACCAUCUCACAGGACCAAGUGAAGCAGUAUGCAGUGUCACUGGCCAACCUGCAGAUGGUACUAGAGCAAUUCCAACAGGAAGAAAAAGCUAUGUAUUCGGCAGAGCUGGAGAAACACCAAAAACAGACUGCAGAAUGGAGAAAAAAAGCACAAAACUUAGAAGAAAAAGUUGUAUCACUGCAGGAAAGUUUAGAAGAGGCGAAUGCUGCACUGGAUGCAGCAUCAAGGCUCACUGAACAGCUUGACAUCAAAGAGGAGCAGAUUGAAGAGCUUAAGAAAGAAGGUGAGCUCAGAAGAGAAAUGUUAGAAGAUGUACAAAAUAAACUAAUGAAUCUGAUGAACAGCACAGAAGGAAAAGUAGACAAGCUCCUGAUGAGGAAUCUCUUUGUUGGACAUUUUCAUACUCCAAAAAAUAAACGUCCUGAGGUAUUAAGGUUAAUGGGAAGUAUCUUGGGAAUAAAAAAGGAAGAACUUGAUCAGUUAUUAUCUGAAGACCAACGAGGAGUUACAAGAUGGGUGACUGGCUGGCUUGGUGGAGGAGCUGGGUCAAAGAGUGUCCCUAAUACACCUCUGAGGCCAACUCAUCAGAACAUUUUUAACAGUUCUUUUUCAGAAUUGUUUGUGAAAUUCCUUGAAACAGAAUCUCGCCCAAGCCUUCCUCCACCCAAACUCUCUGUCCAUAUGAAACCUUUAGGAGCAGCAGGAACUGGUCAAACCACAAGUACUCCAUCCAACAGUCAAAUGCAAGAUUCUGGAGUGUCAGGAAUGAGCAGAAGACCAGACGCAAAUCCAUUUUUAGCUCCUCGCUCUGCAGCAGUGCCCCUCAUAACACCUGCUAGUAAUUCUGGACAUCUGCUCAUGAAACCUAUUUCUGAUGCAUUGCCUACUUUUACACCACUACCAGUGUCCCCUGAUGCUAGUGCUGGUGCUGUACUAAAAGACCUCCUAAAACAAUAAGUGAUCUUGAAUCAAUACAAUGAUAUAAGCACUUUAAGGAAAAUGAGAACACUAUGCUGUAUAUAAUUUACCACAAUGAGGCCUUCUGUAAAAAGUCACGUACUUGUUUGCAAUUGUACCUUGCUCUUCUUUUAAUAACAAACUAACCAGUGCUUUGGAAAUUCUAAUAGUUGGCAUGAGUAACUGCUGCCUGCUAUAAACAGCAGGUAUUUCUUUUGGGUGUGGGUUAAAUCUUAAACUGAGGGGGGAAAAAAAAAAAUCUGUCUUCUUGCUAGAUUGUAGCAACACAAACUGAAUUUAAGCCCUAGUUAAUGGUGUGAGUUGUUUCAGUUAUGCAUAAACAGCAUUAACUCUUUGGUGUUGAGAUUCGUUGUUCCACAAAGGGUUCAGUGAAUUACACAAACUGCAAAUAAUGAGCCAUUGAGUGUAUGGGAGUGUUCAGCUCUUUGCACAAUGACUUUGGUUUGUUCUCCCUCCCAGCCUAAUAGCUGCUUGCAGUAAUCAAACCCAUCAGCACCAAGGAGUUAACAGUGAAAGUGAGUGCUUCAUUUUCUGGUGGUGUCCAUGUAAUGAAAGUGGGUAAUUUAGCAAGAGAUUGGUUCAUAUUAUAAAGACAUUGUACUCUAAUGGUCUAAGAUGUUUAUUUGAGAGAUUUUUUAUCUUGUGGGAUUUUGUAGAUCUAAAUAUAGGCUUAAAGCUUGAACACAUGUAUAGAAUUUAAAGGGAAGAAGAUGCUUACUUAUCUCAAAAGUGUAAAUAGGUCUUUGUAAGACUAAGGGUAAAGUCAAUUAUUUUGUAAAUUUUGGUGUGAUAACUUGUACACUUUGUUUGGCAGGUAAAGAAUGAAGUUGCAUUCUAAAGGAUAACAGUAGUCUUGCAAAAGUCAUCUUCAUAGUGAAUCUGAGAUGAAGCAUUUUCAUUUUUAAAUGUGUAAUUUCUAAAUCUUUUUAUAUGCCAUUCCUUGUUUAGUCAGUGUUAAAAUAACUAUUGUGCAAGUUCUAUAUUAGAACUGUCAACCUUUACUUCUCAUUUUCAUUAAGAUACUGGAUUUAAUUGUUGUAAGAGUUAUAUUUAAAUAAAAUUAAUUUCCAAAACUUGUACAGAAUCAACCUAAAUAAUGCAAGAAAUAUUUGCAUUUAUUUAUGUAGAGGUCAAAUAUUGAAUUUCUUUUGGUUUAAAUUUUUUACUGCAUUAUAGACCAGGUAAUUAGUUUGGCAGUUUGAUUUCUGAAGGAAUAACAUCCACACAUAGUGUACCAAAGUAAAUUCUGCAUUAUGUAAUAAAUGUAAUGAGGAUUUGGAAUUACCUCGACUGAGAAUAUUUCAGUUUGGUACUUAAAAUGUACAUCUUCAUUUAAACUGGACUGGAAUACCUACCUUAUUUUUUUAUAUAACAAAUACAAAGAAAGCUGAAGUUAGAUUACUUCUGUGCAGUCUCUCUUGUUCUUGUAGUCAUGUCUAUUUAAGGAUAUAUAGCUGCUUCAGAAUAAAAUUGCCUUUUGGUGAACCAUAGCAGGAGGAGGUGUUUAGUUUUUUUUAAUUGUGGCUUAUAUAUUAUACAUUACAAAUGGACUCAUGCUGGUCACUAUUCCCUGAAUAUACUACUUAAGUUGAUCUUAACUUUUGUGCAUAUUUUUUCUUUAAUUACAGAGAACUUAAUAUGUACAUGUUUCUCUUCUGGGAAGCUUUUUACAUGCCAAUAAAUAAAACAUGGUAAGACCA